AUGAGUUGUGUUGGUGAAAUUGAAGAACACAACAGCAACUUGAGACAAAUUGACGGAUAUGUUUUGGGGAAGCUAAGAGAGUUGUGGAGGAUGAAAGGUGAAAGUAGCUCUGAUAUCCUCAUCCGCAGCUUUCAAGCAGUUGAAUGGAUAGAUAUACGAAGGUGUGAGAGGUUUCUAACCGUAUUCACACCGACCGUGGCCAAUUCUGAUGUGAGAAAACUUAUGAAUGUGAGUAUAGAUGGUACGAGACCUUUGGAAGCAAGCAAGAGAUACAUUGAAUGGGUUCAAAAAAGAAAGGAGAUUAAUGUUAUAUCCAAGGAAGAUAUCAUUUCAGAGGUGUAUGGUAAUAUUCCUGACGUUGAAUCCUCAAUUCAUCCCAAACCUUUUCUUAAUGUCCUUCAAGUAAGUGGCUGUAAGGAUGUUGAAGUGGUGUUUGAGAUAGAGAGUUCCAGUAGCAGCAGCAGCAGCAACACAGAUUUCACAACAACUCUGCAUAAAUAUAAUCAUCAACCACCACUACUACUUCCCCACCUCAAGUCUUUAUAUUUAAUAAAUAUGGAGAGGAUGAGUGAUGUGUGGAAGUGCAAUUGGAAGAAACUUCUAAUUCCUCAAAACCAAUCACAAUCCUACUCAUUCCACAACCUCACACACAUAUCCAUGUACAGAUGCAAAAUCAUAAAGUACUUAUUUUCACCUGUCAUGGGCAAACUUCUUCCCAACUUAAAGGAGGUCUGGAUAAGGAGGUGUGAUGGUAUUGAAGAAGUUGUUUCAAAAAGAGAUAUUAAUGAUGAAAAUGAAGAAAUAAUAUCUUCUACUCACACAAACACCAUCUCCUCCUUCCCUCUACUUCAAAGUCUCUACCUUAGAGAUCUGCCAUGCCUGAAGAGUAUCGAUGGCGGUACUACGAUCACAACUACUUCCAUCAAUGACCAGUUCAGGGUUAUUAAAGAGAUUUAUAGAUCACAGGGUUGUAAAACAUAUCAAAUGCAUUUGUUAUCCAAUUUCACUGAAACUAAGUUACAUACAUGGUCAAUUUUGGACCAGAUUGUGAAGGAGAGAAAAAUUAUUGAAAUGAUGUUUGUUAUUCAUUUCAACAGUAUUGAUAAUUUUUGGUAG
This is a messenger RNA of Lactuca virosa, 1116 nucleotides long. NCBI's taxonomy places the organism in Eukaryota, Viridiplantae, Streptophyta, Magnoliopsida, Asterales, Asteraceae. The record is from the annotation of a GenBank genome assembly.